Molecule: messenger RNA, 820 nt
Organism: Paramisgurnus dabryanus
Lineage: Eukaryota; Metazoa; Chordata; Actinopteri; Cypriniformes; Cobitidae
Source: RefSeq, a predicted model, not a curated record
UUUGCCAAAUUUUCCUAACGGGGAGAAUGAAGACAGUCAAGAACGCCUAAGAAAAGAACUUGUAGAAUAAAUGAAAAAGAAGAGCCGAGACAUGAGCCUCAUUGGCCAAAAGAUGGACAGUACAUUUGCCCUGAGACGGAAGGAAAUCAUUCACUCUGAACCUCCUGUUUCUGAGAUCUUGGAAAAAUGGCCAGCACUUUUCACAGAAAGCCAGAUCUUUGCAGAAUUCAAUCGUAUAUCUGGCAAGAAUCUGCGAUCUGAAUUCUAUGCAGCACUGGACAAACACUCUGCACGUUUCCUUGAAAUUUUCCGGAAGAAAGGGGGAACUCAAGGAAGAACACUUGAUGAAAUUUUACGUCAGGUUGAUUUAAAGUCAUCUGAUGUAUCUUGUGUGCGUACCGCUGUACUUCAUGGACUUCCAGUUCUCCUGGGGGAUGACUCGGAUGAGUUUUUCAAGACGUGCUUUGAUUCUGAUGUAGAUGCAGACUUCAGCCAAAUUGAUGUUGGCCUGCUUACAGUUCUACCUGAAGACAUGCCUGCCAGAACUCCACAUGCACUGAACGUUAACGCAAUAAGGGAAAUCAUUCUGGAGGGAAAAUUUGUCAUGGACGAUGUCCGAAGCUUGCCACAUGCUGUAUGUCUCCUUUUUGCUUUAAUCUAUGCUCUAAAUUUAGACUACCCAAAGACAAUGAGGAAUACAUUUGAAUUUAUUCAGAGGGUAUUUCUAUCUUUAGGAGGUAAGAACCUGAAACCCAAACUCCAAACUCUAAAAAAUCAGCUUUUAACCUAAUGUCUUUUCUUUUGGCCUUGGGUGCUAACC